This is a messenger RNA of Didymodactylos carnosus, 579 nucleotides long. Lineage: Eukaryota; Metazoa; Rotifera; Eurotatoria; Philodinida; Philodinidae. The record is from the annotation of a GenBank genome assembly.
UUGCAAUGGUUUUAAAGUUUAACGUUCAUAUUUUUAAACAGCACAAUUUCAUCCGGUUUAAAUAGUAUGGCAGCCGUAAUUCUUGAAGACAUUUUUAAGCGUUUAAGUACAAAACAAUUAUCUAAUAAACGUCAAACAACAAUUUCUAAAUUAUUAUGUGGUGCCUUUAACGGACCAAUACUUGGACUUUUUCUAUUAGCCUUAUUUUUUCCACAAGCAAACAGCAAAGGAGCAUUGAGUGGUUUCAUUAUUUGUUUAUUAUUUCAAAUAUGGAUCUUGGUCGGUUCUAUUUUGACAAUUAAUCAUCAGAAUAGUGAGAAACUACCAGUGUCCACAGACGGAUGUUUUACAAAAUAUAAUAUAUCAUUAAUCGAAAAUAUCACUUCAUCAUCUUCACCAUCAUUACCCCAAAGCUUUGUUCAAGUUAAAACAAAAAUUCGGACCUUCUCAUCCGAAGGUGGACCGUUAGCUGAUCACGCCGUUAACAAACAGUAUUUAUCAUUAAAUUUUCAUCAUAAUCCAUUUUAUUAUUCAACCAUUGUUAUCACUGUAGAUUCAGAUGCGGAGACGAUACAUUAG